Anastrepha ludens (Mexican fruit fly) is the source of this 1738-nucleotide messenger RNA. Its product is annotated as autophagy-related protein 16-like. The transcript is spliced from 7 exons. Gene Ontology annotation, molecular function: protein binding. Bases 345 to 1655 code for a protein of 436 amino acids. Gene Ontology annotation, biological process: autophagosome assembly. The record is from RefSeq and is a predicted model, not a curated record. Lineage: Eukaryota; Metazoa; Arthropoda; Insecta; Diptera; Tephritidae. Gene Ontology annotation, cellular component: autophagosome membrane.
GCUGUCAAACAUCAAAACAAAAUUUGUGGGAACUCGCGAAUAACACGAAUUUCGUUCCGCUAUUUUUUUGUAGUUUUUGUUAUCAAUUUCAUCAAAUUGUAUCUGCAUUUAUAUCUUAUUGAUAUGGAUUGCAAAUGAUUUGGAAUGAUUCGGAAUAUUUAUCAUGUGUAGAAAAGUGUGAUGAUAAUCUUAAGCUGAAAGUUUAGUGCUGUAUUAGAAGAAGCAGUCCAAUAAAUUACGGAUUGACUACAUCACAAAACAACACAUACGGCUGGGGCGAGUAGCGGAGAAAACUUUCACAGUUAUAACAACAAACAAAAAGGGAAUUCACAAACUAAGUAAAUAUGUCUACAGAGGAGCCAGAUUGGCGCCGGUGCAUUGCGACACGCUUACGCGAACGAUGUCACAAUGAGUCGAGGUGCAAGGAAAUCAUCCUGCAAAAUAAUCGUUUACUUGAUCAGCUAUCGCAACAAAAGGCGGAGAACUUAAAGAUUUCAGUUGAGUAUGAGCAAUUGCGUGCAGCUCUUUCAACAGGUGGCGGUAAAGACUCAUCGGGCGCACACAUCGCUAUUGCGGCGCUCGAGAAGAAAUUGUUGGCGCAGCAGGAAGAGCUGACCGAUCUGCAUAAACGUAAAGGCGAGAAUUCACAAAUGAUUGUCGAUUUGAAUGUGAAUCUGGAGAAGCAGAAGCAAAGCAUAGCCGAAAAAGACCAAAAAAUCACCGAACAACAAAUUGCCAACAGCUCAUUGCGCGCAGAGGUGGAUAUGCUGAAAUCGAGCUUGGAACAAUUGAAGAAACUUAAUACCACCUUGCUCGAUGAACACACUGCGUUGCAGUUGGCGUUCAGCUCUUUGGAGGAGAAAAUGCGUGGCGUGCAGGACGAAAAUCGCUGCCUUCUGGACCGUUUCAUGCGCUACAAAUCGAAGGAUGCCGACAAGUUGAACGAAGAGAACGAGAAUUUCCUAAGAAAACGUUCGGAUAAAUUGAAACGCGAUCUAGAAGACGCCGUCCGUGAACCAGGCUCACCGCGUCGCGAUUCGGCUAGUCCAUCGUAUUUGGGCGACGACGGUGACAGCAUAUCGUUGACAGGUGGCGGCAAUAACGGUGCAGCAGGCGGUGCUGACUAUUUUAAUCUCGAUGAUAUGUUGGGACCAUUACAUGAACUACCUCCCUACAAUCCAUGUAUGAUAUCUUCCACAACACCAACAACAAUAUAUGUGAAUUUCGAAGCGCACGAAAACGAAUCACAUGCGGUGCGUUGGAGUCCGGUCGAGCGCAUGGUGGCAACCGGUGGCGCCGAUCGUAAAGUGAAACUGUGGGAUGUGGGGAAAGUUGUUCAGGAUCCGCGAGCGGUUUUAGGUGGCAGUAGUGCCGGCAUUAAUUCUGUGGAUUUCGAUUCGACUGGCACCUAUAUACUGGGCACCUCGAAUGAUUAUGGCGCUCGUGUGUGGACGGUGGCGGAUAGUCGUUUAAGGGUAAGUGGAAAAGGUGAAAAAGCGCAGAAUGGCAAUGCCAAUGACAAUGACGAGUGUGCCAAUCAAAAUGAAAAUAAUUUAGCGGAUAUUAAGGCAAAUAAGACGUGUGCUGCACGUGGCAACUGUGCAACGGAUAGUCUGAUGAUCAACGCUGAUAGUCAGUACUUUAGUAGCGUAUGAAUGUGCAUACAUCGAAUGCCAAUGGAAUAAGAAAAAUUAGAAAUUAGUUUUUGAUUAAUUAAACAAAAAAAAUAGAAAAAAAA